AUGUCCUUCACAUCAAAAGCGUCUCAACACCAAGCUGAACAAACAGUAAAUAAACUAUUUGCAGAUAUACUACAUACGCAACCAAGAGCAACAACAACAAGAUCAACAACAACAACAACAACGAAAGCCGCUAAAGAUCGUGAUGCCAAACUAUCUUCAACGCAAAUCCUAACUAAUCAACUCAUGCAAGGAUCAAAACCCGCUUCGACAGCCCGAUCCAAACAGCAACAGAAACGUAAAUUACACCAAAAGAUCAAAAAGAAAGAAGCCCAAGAUAAGAAAUUCCAGAAAUUUAUCAAGUACAAUCAAAUCUUAUCCAAACUGCCAUCAUCAAGAACCGAUGCUGAACGAGCCUACAUCAACAAAUUGAUCCGCAAGAAUACCAAUCAAUUGAAACAGCUAUCUCACAUUGACGAUUUCGAAAUCGAAUCGGAAUUGGAAGCUGUCAAACUGCAAUUAUUAAAUGAAUUGCACCACCACCCGACACUGAAAUCAAGAAUAAGGAAAAAAUUAACUGUGCCUAAACAAAAGAGUAGCGCCACCGAUGAAGAAGGUUUAACGAAGCAAGAUUUUAUCGAUUUCGAUGAUAAAGUUAAACGUGGCUUGAUUUCAGUUCCCGGUUUAACACCAGGUUUGGCUCCAGUUGAUGAAAAUGAAUCGGAAUCAGACUCAGAAUAG
Lodderomyces parapsilosis is the source of this 678-nucleotide messenger RNA. RefSeq lists its product as uncharacterized. Bases 1 to 678 code for a protein of 225 amino acids. The transcript has a single exon. Lineage: Eukaryota; Fungi; Ascomycota; Pichiomycetes; Serinales; Debaryomycetaceae. The record is from RefSeq and is a predicted model, not a curated record.